Pichia kudriavzevii is the source of this 753-nucleotide messenger RNA. RefSeq lists its product as uncharacterized. The transcript has a single exon. Bases 1 to 753 code for a protein of 250 amino acids. Gene Ontology annotation, molecular function: triose-phosphate isomerase activity. NCBI's taxonomy places the organism in Eukaryota, Fungi, Ascomycota, Pichiomycetes, Pichiales, Pichiaceae. The record is from RefSeq and is a predicted model, not a curated record. Gene Ontology annotation, cellular component: cytosol. Gene Ontology annotation, biological process: glycerol catabolic process; glyceraldehyde-3-phosphate biosynthetic process; gluconeogenesis.
AUGGCUAGAACUUUCUUUGUCGGUGGUAACUUCAAGAUGAACGGCUCAAAGGCCUCCAUCAAAACCAUUGUUGAAAACAUCAACAACUCCUCUAUUCCUUCCAAUGUCGAAGUUGUUCUUUGUCCACCAGCACCAUACCUCUCGUACACUGCAGACUUGAAUAAGCAAGCAAACGUUCAAGUUGGUGCUCAGAACUGUUACCCAAAGGCUUCUGGUGCCUUCACCGGUGAAGUUUCUCCACUUGCAGUGAAGGACUCUGGUGCAGAAUGGGUCAUCACCGGUCACUCCGAGAGAAGACAAUACUUCAACGAGUCGGACGAGUUUGUUGCUGAAAAGACCAAGUUUGCCAUUGACCAAGGGUUGAAGGUCAUUCUCUGUAUUGGUGAGUCAAUUGACGAAAAGAAGGCCGGUAAGACUCUCGACGUUUGUAAGAGAGAAUUGUCUGCUGUCAUCAAGGCCGUUGCUCCAGAGGACUGGUCCUCCAUUGUCAUUGCCUACGAACCAAUCUGGGCUAUCGGUACCGGUUUGGCUGCAACCGCCCAAGACGCUCAAGAUAUUCAUGCAGAAAUCAGAAAAUACUUGGCUUCCCAACUCGGCGAGUCCACUGCCCAAGCUGUCAGAAUCCUAUACGGUGGUUCUGCCAACGGUAAGAAUGCACCAGAAUUCAAGGACAAGGCCGACGUCGAUGGUUUCUUGGUUGGUGGUGCUUCCUUAAAGCCUGAAUUUGUUGACAUCAUUAACUCCAGAGCUUAA